This is a messenger RNA of Etheostoma cragini (Arkansas darter), 2380 nucleotides long. It is a transcript of the gene slc46a1, whose product is annotated as solute carrier family 46 member 1. The record is from RefSeq and is a predicted model, not a curated record. Gene Ontology annotation, biological process: transmembrane transport. Gene Ontology annotation, cellular component: plasma membrane. NCBI's taxonomy places the organism in Eukaryota, Metazoa, Chordata, Actinopteri, Perciformes, Percidae. Gene Ontology annotation, molecular function: transmembrane transporter activity. Bases 407 to 1894 code for a protein of 495 amino acids. The transcript is spliced from 6 exons.
CUCUAAAGCCGCAGGUUUACCCAUUGCCGCCCGACUGCAGCUCUGCUUAAAGUGGCCGUUUGACAAAAUAUGCAGUUCACCUCUUCGUCCAGAAGGGGUUGCUGAGUUCACGCUUAUUAAACCUCAGCAGAGACACUUCAGCUUGCUCUUUGGCCACAGUAUCGCUUCCUUUAUUCAGCUAAGCUAAUUGAUUCAAUGUAAACCUUUUUCUAGCAAACAAAAAUUCUAGCAGCGUAAACAAACUCCAUAAGCUAGCUAGCUAGCUAGCUAAUGAUUCACGGCUAACGGUAGCCUAUAGAGCAACGUGAUGUGUGUGCAGACCAUAGACUGUGGCUCAAAUUCUCUGAAAGUAAAGUAAGUUAGCUAGCUACGUUACCACUGUUAAUGUUUAGCGUUACAGUUCGACAUGGACGAGCUGGACACCGCUGCGAUCCUUCCCGGCGAUGUGUUCAACGCCACAUCCACGGACGAUGAAACCACCGACUCGUGUGUUCACAAAGAGGAGGAGGCUGAUGUACCGACCACCCGCUGCAGACGACCACCGUUUACAUGCUCGUCGCCGGUUUCCGUGGAGCCAGUGUUGUUUCUCUCCAUGUUUUCUCUGGCCUUGCAGUCGCCUCUUUCCACUCAGUAUCUGUGGGACCGCAUCAGCGAGGACCUCGGAUACAACGGCUCCAAGAGUUCGGAGUGCAACAACGGCUCUGUGCCCACUGACCCUCUUCAAACGGAGGUGGAAACCUUGACAGCCCACUGGAACCUUUACAUCAGUCUUGGGGGCUUUUCUAUAGGCCUGUUGGUGGUGCCUCUCCUGGGCUCAUGGAGCGACCUUGCCGGGCGCAGACCUGUCCUUAUCAUCCCCAACCUAGGCCUUGCCCUCCAAGCAGUGGUUUACCUAGUGGUGAUGUAUCUGAAGCUGCCUGUGGUCUACUUUUUAGUAGGCAGGAUGCUUAGUGGCCUUUCAGGUGAUUUCAACGCCAUCCUGGCAGGCUGCUUUGCAUAUGUGGCUGAUACCAGCGACAGAAGGUCCCGCACCUUUAGGGUGGCAGUCUUGGAGGCUUGUCUGGGCCUAGCAGGAAUGCUAGCCAGCAUCAUCGGAGGGCAGUGGCGGCGGGCACAAGGGUACAUCAACCCCUUCUGGCUGGUCCUGGCCACUAACUUGGCUUCGGCUCUGUACGCUUACCUGUUUGUCCGUGAGUCUGUCCUGCCAGACCCAAGUGCCAAGCUCCUCACCUCUCGCCAUUACAAAGCUGUGUGGCACCUCUUCUCAACAGGAGGGAGUAACAGUGAGGCUGAUAGAGGAUUUCACAGAUGCAAGUUGUGGUUGUACACACUGUGUUUCUUUCUGGUGGUGACUGUACACUUCGGCAGCAUGGAGUUGUAUGUGCUGUAUGAGCUGAGCUCACCGCUGUGCUGGGGGCCAGCCCUCAUUGGCUACGGAUCAGCCGCUCAGCACCUGGCCUACCUCAGCAGUCUGCUGGGGCUGAAGAUCAUGCAGCGCUGCCUGGAAGACUCCUGGGUGGCUCUCGUGGGUCUGGCUUCCAAUAUCAUCGGGCUGGUUGUCUUCUCUGUCGCUGACACCAUCCAGCUCAUGUUCACAGGUUAUGGUCUGUGUUUCCUCUUCAUGGCUGCAACCCCUGUGCUCAGGUCCAAACUUUCCAAGUUGGUGGACCCAUCGGAACAAGGUGCCCUGUUUGCAUCUGUUGCCUGUGUGCAGAGCUUAUGUUUUCUGGUUGGCAGUGGCAUCUUCAACUCUCUCUACCCAGCCACACUGCACUUCAUGAAGGGCUUCCCCUUCCUCUUUGCUGCCAUCAUCCUCUUCAUCCCCACUGGAAUUAUUGGGACCCUGCAAUGUUUAGACCAGAGGAGAGACCACAGAGACUCCACAGCAUCCUGACCUGAUGAGAGGUCAGAGGGCAGGAACCUGUCCGAGAGUUAAAGUGCUUCCUGGUGUCAGUCUAUGAGGGGAGCAGCAUCGUGUCCAUCUGUGGUGCUGGGAAACCCUUUGAUCUGGCCCAGCUGACUGUUGUUAACUAGCUCAGCGAUGGAACCCUUCCUUGUCACACUAAAGUAAUGAGGACCAGAGGAUGAAGAAUCAACUUCCUGACUGACAUGACUGUAAAACCUUCUUUGUCUUAAUAAUGAGAUAAUGGAGACUUUGGGCUUUGUAAAACCUAUGCUGGCCCUAAAAAGUCACCACAACCUUGGAUGUUUUAUCACAACAUUCAUUCAAAUGGUGUAACAAACAAGGUUAGAUACAAGCUUUCAUUUUGUGAAUUAAAACAUUUUCAAUACAGUGUAAUGAGUGCCAAAGAAUGUACCUUGCAUUUACACUUUGAAUGUAUUAAUAAUAAUGAAUAACUAAUGGCACACUACAUGUUAA